AACGAGACAAGCGCAGCUGGUGUACGCCAAUGGCAGCGACCCCUGCCUUUGUCUGCCUGUGCAUGCCGUGGGAAGAGGGUAGGUGGAAUAAAGGCGGCACCGGCGGCGGCGCCCCCCCCGCCUUGAAGAUCAUGUCGUUAAUCUGUCUUUUUGUCUCACCUCUCACCUCUCACCUCCAGCUGCGGGGACAAUGAAUCGCAACCUUAGCUGGUGCAAGGGAAAAGUAUCCAGAGAAUAACAUUACUCUGACAACAUAUUAUCUAGUGCUUUCCCGCCUAACCUCCGGCGGAAAAGUUCACCACCUCCCUGGAUAUACCUAACGGCUAUAUACCGGACAGCUGGCACUGGAACGACGGAGUGGGGUAGAUUGUGACAGUACUCCCGCUCCAUCGGUCCCUGGCUUUAGGCUCGUCCCAUCCUGCAUCAUGGAGGAACCCCGGAAACACUCGGCCUCUCGUCCAAUCGAGUAUCUCCUCUCAGGCAUCUCAUCGACAUCAGCCAUCCUCACACGCUUCAUCCGGUCUGUACGAGCCUCCCAUUCCGAUCUCUCUGCUGUCACCCGCGAGCUGUCCGACCUCAGGCUUUUGCUGGAGCUGCUUCGAGAUGAGCCUUCCAUUCCUUUGUUAUUGCAGGCGCAAAUGCUGCUGCUGCUGGAAAGCUGUGGGAAUACGCUAAUACGCAUCGAUUCAAUCCUCGCCCAAUGCCGGAAUGCAACAGACUGGAGUCAAACCGGACGAGCGCAGAUCGGACAGUGCCGUGACGAUAUAGGAUUAUUUCGUGAGGUACUGGGACUUGCUUUGGAUAUCUUGAGCUUAGACCCAUCCCAACAAAGCAGUGCCUCUGAAGCAAACACCAUCAAGGAAAAUGUCAAGGGCGAGGUUGAGCGAUUGCGAGCCAAAACUCUGUCUAACGAAAAGCAUGACCCGGACACCAGCGAAGUUCUUGACCUGUAUCUGGAUGCUGUUACCAACUGCAUUCGGUCCUAUGAGAAGAAGUCACAGGCGGCACGCGAGAGGUCCGGGUCAGAAGAGACCGUAACAACGGGAGAUGUCACGAACCACGACACGCCGGGAAUUGAGAAGAACCUUGAAGCAGUCCGUUUGUCUCAGAAAACGCCCGUACCAGCAACGAAGCACAGGACCAACGAUGAGCCAGCAGGAGCAAGUUCAGCUUCCAAUGCCAGGGCGCCAAUGCCACAUGAGGACGCCGACAAAUGGACAUCGUCUCGAACCAAUGCCUUUUCUUAUUACAGUGGCCAACCGGACUCCAUCACCGUGAAGCGCCCUGAAGAUCAUGAGCCAUUGCCAGACGUGCCACCAGUCCCUCCAGUCCCGCCGGCACAAGCACCUCCAACAGUGCCUCUGCCCGAAUCGCCCACGCUACCAGGAAGCUCCGGCACUUCGACGCCAGUCCCGCCGAGAGAGAUCAAUCUUCCGCCGCCCCUGGCAAGAUCAGCCUGGAGUCACGAAGAUUCCCCGUCCACCAAGUCUGAGCCUCUCGGCUCGGGGGGUUAUCUCGAGCCCGAGUCUCCCACCUUCUCCUCAGAGCGUUGGUCUGAGCCUGUCCAGGCCUCCCAAGGUUAUCCAGAAACCGAGCGAUCCCGUCAAAUAUCGGUUGCCCCGAGUGAAAGUCCACAGUUGGGACGAGAAAGCCCUCGUACCUCAUUCUCGUUUAACCGCAUCAUGUCUGGUGUCAGCGAGGUUUCGACAGUUCGUUCCGACACUUCGAGUCCUCGGCGGCCAUCUCCGGGCCCAUCCAUGGUCAGUGCCAUGUCACCAUAUCACCAGUCACCUCCCUUUUCACCGCCACCCGAAUACCGUCGAAGUCCAACGCCCAGAUCGCAGUGGUUGCCUGGGUUGGCGUCACGCAGUCUUGUCUCUCCCGGCCUCAUGCCUCCAAGCAUCAGCAGUCCCAGCAUCAUCGGCCCCAGUAUUGGAUCCGCAAGCCAACUCGUCAUACAACCACCGGCAAAACACAGUGGGCACCAGAGUCGAAUCGAGGUCACCCCCGCUCGCCAUCUGACAGAUAAGGCCAAGUCCACUCGGAUCCUGCAUAUUGACACUUCACCAGCAAAUAUGUUUGUAGCCACCAAACAUGAUCCCAAGACCGUCAAGAUCUGGGCCAUCGCCAAAAGCGCGCUGCAUAGCACCAUCAAAAUCACGUCUUAUGUGCAACCACAGGUUCGAUCCAGAGAGUACUUCAUCCGCAGUCACGCAAUCUUGUCGGAAAACGCCACCCUCAUAGGUAUCACAACCCACUUCGGGCUCACCCUCGAAAUAUGGAACUUUGCCAAAGGCGGCACCUCUGCCAAAAAGGUCCAAACCAUCGACGAAGCCCACCGGUGGGCAGCCUCCAAGCGGGACGCUUACCACACCGACUACGCACCACUCGUAGUCUACCGCCCCAAAGGCGACCGAAUCGACCGCUUCUUCCUCGCAAGACACCCCUCCGCCAAGAGACCCUUCUGGGAGGACUCAACCCACUCGAUUGAGCUCCUCAAGGCCGGACUCCCCUUUGUCCCCAAGUUCCCCGAGCUGGCUUUCUCGUCCGACUCCCCCUUUCUAGUCGCAGCAGCCGGACCACGACCGGGUGACGCCCCCAGAGCUCACGCGACGAUACUGAUCGCGUGGCUCAUGAAACCGACCUCUGACCACAAGCUCCGCGCUCGAACCCCCAACGCGACGGUGACCUCGCUCGAGGAUGAAGACCGCCACAAGCCGUACAGAGUCCACAUACCGGAAUACCCCGCCUUGCAGACCGCCCUUCCAGCCUCGCUCAUCGCGUGUGGGUCAUUGGCGGUGUCGAUUUGGAUACCGGCCAACCACACCGACGUUGCCGUUCCGGGGGGGAAAUACCGCCGACAACCACUCCCGGCACCGGAACGGUUUGUUGUCGUCUGGGACUUGCCUGCCAACUCGACGAGGAUAUUUGCGAUUCCUAACGUUCAGGCUUGUGUCUCCCCCAACUGCAAGUAUGUCGCUUAUUGUGAUGCGAACGCGGGGCAGUUUGUGAUUAUUGAGGUUGAGACGGCGGAGGAGAUUUGGAAGUGGCCUGAUGCGGCUAAAGGGGAAAAGAACAACAACAUCCACAACCAUCUGGCGGGGUUUGGGGGCCAGUUUGAGGAUUUGCAUAAGGUGACGGUGUUCGAGUUUUCGCCGGAUGGGGGGAUGUUGGUUGUGGGGGAUGAUAAGGGGAGCUUGGGGGUUUAUGAGGUGGAGAAGGGGGAGGAGAGGUUUGAGCUCGGGAGUGGGAUGGAGGUUAGUUUGGCUGAUGUGGGCCACUACCCGAGGGGGAUUGAGCAGCAGCAGAGCAGUAGGUUUUCGGAUUCGAGUUUGUAUGUGCCGUUGGGGUGGGAGGGUCAGCAGGGAGGGGGGAGUGGGAAUGGGAGUGGGAGUAGUGGGGCUUUGGAGUGGAGGGGAAGGAGGGACUGA
Molecule: messenger RNA, 3431 nt
Organism: Podospora pseudopauciseta
Lineage: Eukaryota; Fungi; Ascomycota; Sordariomycetes; Sordariales; Podosporaceae
Exons: 3
Coding region: 426-3431 (1001 amino acids)
Molecular function (GO): protein binding
Source: RefSeq, a predicted model, not a curated record